Molecule: messenger RNA, 669 nt
Organism: Peromyscus eremicus (cactus mouse)
Lineage: Eukaryota; Metazoa; Chordata; Mammalia; Rodentia; Cricetidae
Gene: C12H3orf52
Product: chromosome 12 C3orf52 homolog
Exons: 6
Coding region: 1-669 (222 amino acids)
Source: RefSeq, a predicted model, not a curated record
AUGGAAGCGGCCAGAACCCCAUCGCCCGGGGAGCAGCUGGAGCUCUCGAUCCUGGAAGAGCAGCAGGAAGAGCAGACGCCUCUCAACAGCCUCCAGAUCCAGCCUUCCUCCGCAGAGAGCUCUAGCCCAGCCCAGACGGACAAGGAAAGUCCCUGGAGUCCCUGUAACAAGAUCGUGGUUGGAAGAUGUAAACUGUGGAUGGUCAUUGUCACCAUUUUUGUGUGUUUCGCUAUAGUGAUCAUUAUAAGUUUAUGCCUUGUAGGAGUAACUUACAUCGAUGAAGAUGAAAAUGAAAUACCUGAAUUAUCAUCAAACAAAACCUUCUUCAUCGUGUUCAAGAUUCCAGAGGAGUGUGUUAAUGAAGAGGAAUUGCAUCGCUCGCUCACUAAAAGGCUCACGGACACGUAUAAAGAGUCCCCAUCUCUGAGCCGUUAUUUCACUUCUGCUGACAUCGUGGACUUCAGUGUUGAAAACGCCACGGUAACCUAUCACUUGCAGUUCGGAGUUCCAGUUGAAGAUGAUGGCUUCAUGGAGUACAUGAUGAGUGAAGAGCUGGUGCUUGGCAUUAUGAGACAGAACCUUCAUGAUAAGAAUAUAUCCAGUUGUGAGAGUCUCGGGCUUGAUCCGGAAUCUCUCUUGCUCUACGGUCAUGUGGACAAUGAAAACUAA